CACUUUUAUUCUGCUGCGAUCUUCACCAUGGCCGACACACUGCGCUACUGUACAAGUGAGGGAGAUGGACGUGGCACGGCAAUCGUGACCAGAGUCGAGCCCACAUGGGACGACGAUGUCGCUGCUCUGUUCAGUAGACCAUACUGGACUUCCAACCCUGAACAGACCGGAUCCCACUGGAUAUCGAUCAUGCGGGAAUACAGCCCCUCAGCACCUGCGCAUCUAUCGCUUGACUUUGAAAACAGAGCCUCGGUUGAGAGCAACAUUGUUACAAUCUACCAACACUUGCGCUCAAGGUCCAUGCCCAUCACGAAGGAUAAUACACAUUAUUGGCCGCUUGAGGCAUUGGAGACGUUGCGAACCUGGGCAAACCAAGGGUUUCGACAGACUUCUGCAGAGCCAUUGCAUUUCCGAGAGGUCAUACCUGCACCACAGCAGCUUGAUAUGACAGACGAGACGAGGGUGCGAAAGGAUAUUCGCUCCCUAACACCUGGCGAAUUGCAGCUCUACCGGGAAAAGCUGGACGAUGUGCUUGGGGUUGGGCGCCUCGAGUCCCACUGGCAAGAGCUCGGCAUUUUGCAUGCGGAAUGGUGUUUGCACUACCAGGAAGCAUUCAUAUUUUGGCACCGAGCAUAUCUGCGCUACGUUGAGGAGCUGAUCGACUUCCCAAUUCCUUACUGGAACGGCUUCUCCGCUGAUUCCAGCGAUCCAACGUCUCCCUCCGCCGGUAUACCCUCUAUAUUCUUGGAAGAAACUUAUCUGCAUUCCAGUGGCGAGGUGCGUAGAAACCCGCUGAAGUACGCAUUGUCUCUCGACGGACAAAACAAAGCCGGCACAGGCAGAUAUGUUUCACGCUUCCCUGAACUUGAAGAGGGGCGUGCGAACCCUGAAUGGCACAAAAAGGUGCAUCUCUUCGACCUGUACCAUCGGCAGAUUGCGGAAGCGUUCUCACGGAAGAAUUUCUCUCUGUCCGAAGGCCACGGAUACCCAUGGGCGAAUGUGCCGGACUUCUCGGACGAUCAGCCGGAUGGAUUGUAUCCGGCGUCUGCACGGCAGUAUUUCGAUGGCCUGUUCGAACAAGUACACGACAACUACCACGGUUGGAUUGGUCACGACAUGGCUGAUAAUUCUUACACCGCGUUUGAUCCUAUUUUCCUGAGUUAUCACUGCAACAUGGACCGCAUUGCAGAUUCGUAUCUUCGACAAGAUCCUGACCGAUCCUUCUCCUCGAAUUUCCCUCUCCGUCCCUUUGUGGACGGAGCUACUCGUGUAGCAUACGAGGACCCGCGUGCAUGGAGAUACGUUACCAUAGGUGACAUGGCUAAAGUGACAGUGGCGAAUCGAUUUUGCUAUGCACAGCCAGCAGUGCCAGACUACUUGUCUCUUCACCGAACCUUGCUCUCCAACGCUAGUCGCCCGUCCGGUGGAACGUCGCUUGCCCAAGAUUUCACAAGCCUAUCAACGGCACACACUGGCGGCAAGAGUGAGAGACAAGGCGUACCAGUCAAGAGAGAUUUGGUUCCGUACAUCGUGUUCACUGGGAUAGCGUGUUUAAAAGAUUCGUUCCAGAUCGAUGUUUUUCUAGACGGGUGUGACAAUUCUACUCCUGAUCCGGUAGAAAAUCCCUUUUAUAUAGGACGGAUCACUAGACUUGGUAUGGGGAACGGAAGGGGUGGUGCGGUCGGACUGCGCAACGCCCAGAGAUGCGAUAAGAAAGCCAUCUCACGUGUGCUGAGUGCCGCACACGUUAGAGAGAAGCUAGCUAAAGGUGUGGCUAUUUUUCAGACUGUUACUGAGCUACACACAGGUCGGAUAGCAGAGGAGCACGAGUGGGAAAAGUGGCCUGGCUUUCAUGGUGAGCUCACAUGGAUGGAGGACUUUGAUGUGAUACCUUAGGCUUGUAUUGUCAGGUCCCAUCUCAUGUUGCUUGGGAUGGAAGGGCAACAUAUACUGUACCGAGCGAGGACUCACUAUUGUGUGAGUUGUGAUACUUUUUGGGCUUGCUAGCUCCGUGGC
Boeremia exigua is the source of this 2016-nucleotide messenger RNA. RefSeq lists its product as uncharacterized. Bases 28 to 1896 code for a protein of 622 amino acids. NCBI's taxonomy places the organism in Eukaryota, Fungi, Ascomycota, Dothideomycetes, Pleosporales, Didymellaceae. Gene Ontology annotation, molecular function: oxidoreductase activity. The record is from RefSeq and is a predicted model, not a curated record. The transcript has 3 exons.